Papaver somniferum (opium poppy) is the source of this 1206-nucleotide messenger RNA. RefSeq lists its product as uncharacterized. The coding region runs from base 1 to 1206 and encodes 401 amino acids. The record is from RefSeq and is a predicted model, not a curated record. Lineage: Eukaryota; Viridiplantae; Streptophyta; Magnoliopsida; Ranunculales; Papaveraceae. Gene Ontology annotation, molecular function: nucleic acid binding. The transcript is spliced from 3 exons. Gene Ontology annotation, biological process: DNA integration.
AUGGAGCAUCUCAAGUAUGUUUUUUCCUUACUCGGACAACAUAAGCUCCUUGCUAACUUCUCCAAGUGUUGUUUUGGUCAAUCUUCUUUGGAGUAUUUGGGUCAUACUAUUACAACUGAAGGUGUGUCUGCUAAUCCUAAUAAGAUAUCUUGUAUGCAACAAUGGCCACUUCCUACUACUAUUAAAGAACUUAGAGGCUUUCUUGGCCUCACUGGCUAUUAUAGGAAAUUUGUUAAAGGUUAUUUGGCUAUUGCUAAGCCACUUACUGAGUUGCUUAAAAAGAAUUCCUUCAAUUGGAGCCCUGCAGCCACACUUGCAUUCAAUCAACUCAAAGAACCAAUGAAGAAUACUCCCAUACUAGCUUUGCCGGAUUUUAUAAAGCCAUUUGUGGUAGAAAGUGAUGCCAGUGAUCUAUGUGUGGGAGUUUUUUUACUACAAGAGAACAAACCAAUUGCUUAUUUCAGCAAACCCUUGGGACCAAAAGCACAAGCAUUAUCUACAUAUGAGAAGGAAUUCAUGGCUAUUGUCUUAGCUGGUGUUGAAAAUGUGGUAGCUGAUGCUUUAUCUAGAAGACCUGCUGAUUCAGUAGCUUGUAACUCAAUCUCAGUCUCUGCUCCAACUUGGGUGCAAGAUUUUCUUCUCAGUUAUUCUCAAGAUGCCAAGGCAGAUCAGCUCAUUUCACAAUUAUUACUUCAAGCUAAUUAUGUGCCUCAUUUCACCUUUAAAGAAGGUAUCUUAAGAUACAAAAAUAGGAUUUACAUUGGCACUGGAGGUAAUAUUAGACAUCAUCUUUUGGAAUCCUUGCAUGCAUCUGUUGUUGGUGGCCAUUCAGCUUGGCAACAUAUUACUAUGGACUUCAUUAAUGGUAUGCCUAUCAGUGACAGAAAGAGUAUUCUUCUAGUCAUUGUGGACAAAUUAACUAAGUAUGCUCAUUUCAUUCCUCUGCAUCAUCCCUAUACAGCUGUCUCUGUAGCCCAAGUCUUCCUCAAUCAGGUAUUCAAACUUCAUGGCUUACCUUCUUCAAUUGUCUCUGAUAGAGAUAAGGUCUUUACAAGUAAUUUUUGGCAAGAUUUGUUCAAAGCUACGGGUACCAAGUUAAACCUCAGUACAACAUAUCAUCCACAGACUGAUAGUCAAACUGAAAGAGUUAAUGCAUGUCUAGAGAAUUAUUUAAGGUGCAUCGCUGGUCAUAAACCAAGCAGCUGA